AUGACUGGCCCAACAACAACAACGAAGGUGGGGGCAUUACUGCUCGCUACGCUGGUUCUGCUUCUUAAUGUUUUUCAAUUGAACAACAAUUCACCUUCAUUCGUUGUCGGUAUGGAUACAGACAACCGAGUUCAAGAACUUGAAAUGCAAUUAGCCAGAAUAUUGAAGGACAAACAACAAAGCUACAUUACAGUUUUAGAAACAAACCUGAAAACCGAACUAAAGGAGUUUUUUGAAUCAAAGUCCAAACAAAGAUUAGUGAACACAAAGGAUGCUCUUGAUAAAGCAUCUGUAGUAUUGGACACUCUGGACAUUAAUUCAACAGUUUUUGAUCAGAUGAAUAUUCUCAAAAGACAAGAGCUCGUAAAAGCAAUGAGUUUAGAAUUGGAAUUGACCAAUUUGAUUACACUCACCAAACAUUCUAUUGAUUCUCUUGGUUAUGAUGUGGCCACACUCGUCAAUAAUUACACCCAACAAACUUAUUCAGAUGAAUUAUUUUUCAGACAAAUGGACUUUGAAAGGACACAAAAUGAACAUUUUCAUUUGAAUUCAAAACCAGGACUCUUUCAACAGCUAGAAACAGCCAACCAGUUAAACAUUACUAGAAUACGCAAUAGAAUUUCUGCAGGGUUGGAGCACGUUCUUGUGUUAAUGCCCAAUGGUAAACUCUAUUCGACAGGAGUUUACUAUGAAGGUAAUCUUGGACGAACAGUUCAAGACUCUAGACUCAUGUACAAGUAUCCAGUCGAAGGUUUAGAUGGUCUUGAAGUGUAUCAAUUCGAAGCCAAUAGAUAUUCUAACUUGGUAUUAACCAAUAAGGGAGUAUAUUCAUUUGGGCUUAACGAUCGAUCACAACUCGCCACAGGAGGCACAAAGACCAAGGUUCAAGCAACAUUUGUGAAUGGUUUCAGUAUGGGUAACAAAAUUGAGCAAAUAGCAUUGGGUUAUAGCUCUGGAUAUGCCAUUGAUGAGUACGGUAAACUGUGGGCAUGGGGAGCCAAUGAUCAAGGUCAACUUGGAGAUCGAACUUUUGAUGAAAAGAACCGACCUUUUGCUGUCUAUCAGUUGUUAGGACCACUCAGAAACAGUACUGUUGUCAGAGUUUGUGCAGGUCAAAGCCAUGGAAUUGCCCUCACGAGUGACAAUAUUUUGGUGUCAUUUGGUAACAAUACAUUUGGACAAUUGGGAACAAAUGAUACAGUGAGUCAAGGUGAACCAGUGAAGGUAAAAUUAAGAAAUUUGGAAGGAAGAAAAAUAACAGAUAUUCAAUGUGGAACGAAACAUAAUUUACUUCUCACAAGUGAUGGAUUAGUUUUUUCAUGGGGAUCCAAUGAAAAUGGACAAAUUGGAGAUAAUUCAACAUUGGAUUCACUUUCUCCAAAAUUUGUUUCAUAUCUCUAUAAUAACUUGUCUUGUGUUGCAGAAAGAAUUCACACAAGAGGUUUUGUUAAUUUUGUUGUUUGUUCAGACAAGAGAUUGUUUUCAUGGGGAAAGAAUGAUAUUGGUCAAACUGGAACAGGUUCUAUUGGUUCAAAUAUUUUACUUCCAACCUUGGUCAGACAUUCUCUUCAACCUAUUGUAGACAUUACAUCCAACGAAGACAACUCUUACAUUUUCUAUGCUGAUGGUUCAAUACAAGCAACUGGAAAGUGUCCAAAUACACUCAUGUUCAUGAAUCAUGAAUGUAUGGAUUUGAAUCCUCCCUUCUGGAGUGGGGUGAGUGUACCUAAAAGAUUUGUGUAUCACAUUGGUGGAAACUUUACCAAUGUUAAUCACCAAAACAACAUGAAUUUGGUUUGGUAUCAUCGUAAACCAAUAUAUUUUGAUAUGGGAGAUUUGGCAUAUUUACUCAAACAAGAAAAUACCAUUCCAACAAGAAGAAACAAUGGUUUCAACAUGUAUGUUUCCAACAUUACCAAAGGAGAUUAUGAUUGGAAGCUUGUGGAAUUUAAUGCCAAAACUGGUACCGGUUUUCCUGACUCGAUUUAUAAUUCUCACUUGCUGAAACAUAACGAGUAUGUCUACCUGUUCGGAGGUUUUGUCAAUGAUGAAGUUUCUGAUAGAGUUUAUAGAUGUCCUAUCUAUGAUUUACAAAAUGACUGGGAACUUUGCAACUUUACUUUACCAUUUCCUGUAGCCUCUGGUAUGCUUGUUCCAAUUGGUGAUUAUGCCUAUAUUUUUGGAGGAAUUACUUCCUUAUAUUCGUACAAUUCAAGCAUUGAUUUUGCACCAAAAGCAAACUCAGUUGUGUCUCAAAAAAUAAUGAGAGCUCCUCUCACUGAUUUAACAUCAUGGGAGACUAUGAAUGAUGAGCUCCCUGUACCUAUUCAUUCAGCAUUUUGGGAAAUUGUUGGCAAUUAUAUUUAUCUAUUUGGUGGAGCCAGAACUGUAGGAACUUCACAAAUUAACAUUUUCAGAGCAACACUUCAAACACCAUGGGUUUGGGAACACACCUUUGGUAUUCUUCCUUAUUACAUGAUUAAUACAGGUCAAGUUGCCUCCACAAACGAUACAAUGUACGCAUUCGGAGGAACUAAUGCCACCACUGGCGUUGGAGGCCCUUAUAUGGCCUUUGGUAACAAGACCGACAUUACUGGCUCAUGGAUGGCUAUUCACGAUCCAAGCAGAACUCAGGCGUGGUGUAAGAAAUAUCCAUUACUAUGUUUUUACUGUUUCGGUGUUGAAGCGUCAAAUCCAAAUGUUUGUUCUGCUGCUGGAAGAUGUCUCGAUUAUGAUACUUGUCACUGCUAUAAUGGAAGAUUUGGCUCAAAGUGUGAAAAAUUUGGAAUUGUUGCUGUUAGCGGAGUUAGAAAAUAUGCAGAUGGAACCUAUGCAAUCUCUUGUAAUAGAUACAGAAAACCAACCAACACCUCACUUGUCUAUCAAGGAAUCAUUGGAGAUGGAUGGUACUGGAUUAAACCAGAUUACACAAGCAAUCCAAUUCAGGUAUAUUGUGACAUGACUACAGAUGGAGGAGGUUGGACAGUUUAUUACACUGUCGGUCAAACAUACAGCACCGUUAAUUUAUUAACUGCAACUCCUUCCAAUGGGCUCGAUUUUAAUAAGGAAGGAUACUUUUCUGAUUUGAGAAGAGUUCCUUUCACUGAUGUUAUGUUUGCCACAAAUAACCAAAAGCAUUGGUUCAAAAGAAAAACGGCUAACUCAAUCAUCGUAAACAAUUAUAGAUCAGGAUUUAUUCUGAACACAAACUUUGGAGAUCCAUAUACCUCUCCUUAUUAUGGAGGAACAUUAGACAGCGGAGGUCUGUUUGAGGGUUACAUUGACGGAGCGAAGGAUACCACCACCGACUAUAAACUGUCUCUCACUGAUAAAACUUUGUGGGAAGGAGAUAUUCCACUUUCAGCAGGUAUUUGGAUUGUUGAAUAUAACUUUAGAGGAAGUAAGGGUUAUAGAGCUAAUGCAGUAGGCAUUACGAAAAAGUCGGUGUGCAAUUGGGGAGGUUGUACAUACAGUUGUUGUGGUGACUAUGUGGCAACUGGAAUCUGUUUUAAGGAAAGCUCUUUUUUGGGAUGUGCCACAACAACACCAAUGACCGUCUAUAUUAGAUAG
Naegleria lovaniensis is the source of this 3570-nucleotide messenger RNA. RefSeq lists its product as uncharacterized. Gene Ontology annotation, molecular function: protein binding. The record is from RefSeq and is a predicted model, not a curated record. NCBI's taxonomy places the organism in Eukaryota, Heterolobosea, Eutetramitea, Acrasida, Naegleriidae. The transcript has 3 exons. The coding region runs from base 1 to 3570 and encodes 1189 amino acids.